Molecule: messenger RNA, 504 nt
Organism: Jatropha curcas
Lineage: Eukaryota; Viridiplantae; Streptophyta; Magnoliopsida; Malpighiales; Euphorbiaceae
Source: RefSeq, a predicted model, not a curated record
UUCAAAUUUAGGGUUCUUCUUUUUGUUGCCUAAACCCUAAAUUAAUUUACGAUCUCAAAUCUGCCUGUCAACCAUGGCGAAGAACAGAAAUAAGAAGAAGAAAAAUGGCGCCGUUUCAAUGGACAUCUCAGAGCCCACCGUUUCUGAUCUCUCUCAGGCAAUGGAUACUUCAGAGUCUGUAGCUCAAAAACCGGCUUCUGGGGUUCUUACUAGAAAGGUGAAGGGAAGACCGAUGAAAAGAUCAAAAAAUGUUAGAAAGACGAAAGCCAUAGCAAAAGCUGUAUCAAAAAAUGAGAAGUCAGUUGAGAAAGUUUUGAAGCAUGAGAACAAAACAGCAAGAACCCAAUCUGCAAAAUUGUUGUACGACUAAAUACAGAAGAAAGUUCUGUUUUCACAGUAGUAGAUUCUUUUUGAUAUCACUAUAUUGAGUGUACUUCAAUUAUUUUGAGUAUAUAGAAUCCAAUUCAGGUUACUGGUCAAUUCAUUGCUUUAUUUUCUUUGUAA